Paramecium pentaurelia is the source of this 752-nucleotide messenger RNA. Lineage: Eukaryota; Ciliophora; Oligohymenophorea; Peniculida; Parameciidae. The record is from the annotation of a GenBank genome assembly.
AUGGAUUUUAAGUAAUUGUAUGAUGAAAUGUGCCAAAAAUAUUAAUAAAUGGAAGAAGAAUACAAUUAAUUUAUAGAAGAAAGCCAAAUUUUAGAAGAUUAAUAAUAAAAAACUAUAGAAACUUUAAAUAAACAACUUGCACAGACUUAAAAUCAAUUAUUGUAAUAAAAAGAAGAAAUACAAAGAGCAAGAGUAAUAAUUAUUUAUUAAUAAUUAAGAAUGAAUUAUAAUAGACUUAAAAUCUAUUAGAAAAGCAAUUAAAUAAAAAGGAAACUCAAAUUGCAGAAUUUUAAAAAACUGUGCAAAGUCUUAAAUUAUCAAUCAUAGACUUAGAAGUUGAUUAAGACCUUAAUAAAAAUAAGAUUAGGUACAUAUAUUUAUUAAAAGUAGGUAGCUAGAAGAAACAAAUAAGGACUUAGAAAUUAAAUUAGAUAAAGUCUUAGAGUAAUUAGCAAUGGCUUAAACUGAUUUAGAGGCUAACAAGAUAUAAUCUUAAGAAGAAAUUGAACGUUUGAAAUAAACAUUAAAAGGUAGAUUUAUAAUUAAUUGUAGAAAAUCAAGAUGAGUUAUUUGCUGCAAAGAAUUAAAGAGUUUUUGUUACAACAACAGCAAUUCCAGAAGUUGUAAAAAUGCCUAAAAUUGAUUCUUUAAGAGCAAAUGCAGCUGGAUUUAACAAAAGUCUGACUUUAAUAUAAGCAUUGAUUAAAGAUCUUGAUGACAAAAUGACAUUAAUUAGAUAACCUAAGGCAUGA